UCCGCGCCCGCCCAGCCUCUCCGGGCCGAGGCGGCCACUCCUCCCGGUCCCGGGGGCGGCGGCUCGGCCUCGCCCCCCGGGACCGGCGGCCCAGCCCCUCCGGCCUCCGUCCGCGCCAAAAAAGGCCCGGGCGGCGAUCGCUCCCCGCUCGGGUCGUCCCGGGCCGUCGGCCGGGAGGGGAUCCCAGCCCCCAGCCCCCAGCCGGCAGCCUCCUCCCACGCCUGGCUUCUCACUUCCGCCCGCAGGACCCCCGCCGCCCGGCUCCGGCUUUCGGGGAGGGUAGGAGGUGGCGGGCCUCGGCUGCGGGCCUCGGGAAGGCGCGUCCUCGCAGCCGCCCCCGCGCGCCGGGCGCCGCGACCCUGCAGCCCGCCGGAUCUGCGGCGAUGCUCCGGGCGCGCGGAAGGCGGGAUGAAGCCGGUUGCCUCUUCUUCCAAGGCGCCUUACCAGCGGGAAGGGAAAAGGAAAAUAAACGGGCGUGGGAGGAAGGGGAUGAAAUAAGUCGGGGUCCGGGAGUCAAAAAGACAUCACAUCUGGGAUCGCCAGUCCUGUCGAGUCCGGCAUCGUGUCCCGGGGGGCCGAGGCACACGGGCCGUCUCUGAGCGUGUAGGUGGCACCUCGAGCUGAUUCUUCGGAAUGGUCAUCGCGUAGGAGCCAUCUUGCAGGAAGAAGGGCCAGCCAGAUGGCAGCAGGUUCUGCAGGUCUCGGCGCACCGGGUGCCCCCGAUAGAAAAGGCUGGGAAGCAGAGGAGCUUGUAUUUGCUGCUGCGGCCUGUUCUCUUUAUGCUAUUAAAAGAAAGAAGUACAACUCAACUAAAUAAAGUUAGAUCACGUGGCUUCUUUUAAAUAUUUUCUAACAGCCAUUGCAUUCCCAAUUUCAGUUUGUUUGGACUAGCCAUCACGGAAUGUUACCUCUGGGCAAAAAGGAAACCUCUCUUCCCUCUUUCCUGUGAACAGAUGAAACAGUCAGAUUGCUUGCAGAAAGAAUAAAAGCAGAGGAAAGAAUCUACGUCUUCCAAAGGCUAAAGGACAGAGUAUUGAAAUGGCCUGGAAAGUGUUCAGCGUUAACAGCAUCAAGUCAAAUGUUCACCUGGGGUGCAACUGGGAAGAAACAAAAGAAAAAUCAACGUGCAGUCAAAGAGCCGCUUCAUUUUUCUAGAAAGUGACCCUUCACAGAGUUCCAAGGGAGCCUUCUCCCUUAGCAACAGCCCUGAAGUUCCAGAAACCAUUCUAAACCCUGAUGGUCAGCUUCAGCGUCUGUCUGGUCAUCAGACUUAUUGCCGAGUCUUCAUCCCAGGGAGAUGCAUGUGGUGGUCGUGGCAGCAGACGUGAUUUUGCUCUUAAGCAUGGGGUGGACCUCAGACUCUCUCUGCUCACCCACUGUGUUUUACAGAGACUGCUGGAUCCGACGCUUCCCAGGUCUCCUAGUUGACCUGGAGGAGUCUCAGAAGCUGGGGGCCCAGUUCUUGAAGUAUUAUUCCGAAAGCACUGGUCAGAAGUGCAGUCAGAGCUGCUGUCUUAGGAAGGAUGUUUCCUGUAACUUGGCUGUCUUCUUCCACGAUCCUAUUCAUGACGAUGUCAACUGCCUCCAUAUUCACUGCCCAACCCUGGAGAGCUGCAUAUUGGAGCCCGGAACCAGCGCCAUUUUAUACAACAUAACAGACGGUGUAGAUCCAGAUUUGCUGGUUUUUGAACAAUCACUGCCCACAUAUCUAAAUACCCGUUCUUCAUCUAACAUACGGGAGAGACUAAGGAUUCUAAAAGCUAUGUAUUUAGAUAAACAACAAAUGACCAUGAUAAACCAAAUGCUACCAUCAGUAGAGGCUCCAUCAUCAAUCACAUAUCAAGAUUUGUUUGCAACCACAAAUAAUACUAGGUAUUCCAAGGAAUUAACCACAGACUCUUGGGCAAGAUUCAUUUCUCUGAAUGACUCCAUUACCACAAACGUAAAUAUGGUGUCAGCCAGUACUGAGUUCAUCAACAAUCCAGAUAACAAGACUAUUUCUCCUUUCUUUGUGCCUAUAAACACAAAACUUUCUCAUAUGCCUAUUCCAUCUCAACUCAACAGUAGCAAACAAUUACUGAACAAAACCAAAGGGUACAACAGCAGAAACCGUACAUCUGAGAAUGAAGACACACCACCUGAUGGGGCACCUGUGACUUCCAAGACGUGGUUGGUUCCUGUGGCCCUCUGCACCUCUGUCAUCUUUCUCUGCUGUUGUGUAGUCAUCCUGGCAUCUGGAUGCUGUCGAAAGCACCAGGGCCAGUAUAAACUAGGACAGAGAAAGUCAGGAUCCAAGCAAAUUUAAAAAUGUGCCAUUCUGAAGGAGCGCUCUUAAUGGUAAAAGAUGUGAGCAUUGUAAGCUUUUAAGAGAAUCAUUUUUAGUUUUCUGUAAGACGAGGGCAGUUUGGUUAAAAACAAAUAAAUAAAAAGCACAGAUACCCAUUCUUA
Balaenoptera ricei (Rice's whale) is the source of this 2448-nucleotide messenger RNA. It is a transcript of the gene MANSC4, whose product is annotated as MANSC domain containing 4. Bases 1298 to 2305 code for a protein of 335 amino acids. The transcript is spliced from 5 exons. The record is from RefSeq and is a predicted model, not a curated record. Lineage: Eukaryota; Metazoa; Chordata; Mammalia; Artiodactyla; Balaenopteridae.